GUAAUUGAUUCACUUCCAGUUAUCAAGCGCUUCCCUCCGCUGCAUGGCCUGUCUGGUCCUGCACUACGGUCGCUGUGUUGUGACGGUGUGCAAGCCGCGCUGAGCAAGCAAGACAUGGUAGUCUCUAGAGUGUCCGGUAAAAAAUACUGAUUUAUUUCAGAAGAAUUUACAAACGUGCUACAAUCUACAAGCCAGCGUAAUUUACGCAUUACCACCAAUGCGAACCCCAUACAGCGACUGGUGUUUUUUCUAGGCUGCACUUUCUAGCGGACCAGGGUACUUUGGAAAUUGCUGGCUCAAAUUCGCACCCGCUGUCCCUCCCCCUCCAUUGGAUUUUCACCGGCCCCCACCAACUUUUCUGUUUUUCUUGCACGUACCUUGGCCCAAACUUUUUUGUGCACUGAUCUUGAAAAAUCACGUCCUGCAGACGACUCGGAGACUCUACAGCAUCUUACGGCUCCCAAAACCCGUUCAUAAAUUCAGGGCAUUUCGCUUGCCUCGACGCGUUUUGGUCCUAUUGCUGCAACAAGCAAGGGCUUCCCCUCCCCCACCUUGACAAACCACCUCAAAAGGGCGGGUUUGCGCGCCCCUCUCGACUUUUCCUGGACGCCGCCUCCAAACCAACAGUUUCAGCGCUUGGCCACUAGGCUGGAAGUUGCGUCUUAACCCGAACGCUACCUCGACAAAAUCACUUAUAGCAGACUCUUAUUCAAAGACAACGCUCGACCAUGUCUGUCCUCUCGGCAGAAAUCCAUGCGGAGCUCUCCCGUCUCCUCCUGGGUCUGCAGUCCGCCGAUAAUGGCGUUCGCUCCCAAGCGGAAGAGCAUUUGCAAAACAACUGGACAAGCACACGGCCUGAAGUCCUUCUCAUGGGCCUUGCUGAACAGAUUCAAGUUGGCGGAGACAGUGCGACUCGAUCUUAUGCCGCCGUCAUCUUCAGACGCAUCGCCUCGAAGGCACGAAAGCUCGACAACGGAGAGACCUCUGAUCUGUUCCUGUCCAUCGCCAAAGACCAGGCUGUCGUAAUUCGCCAGAAGCUUCUCGAAACGCUUGGAUCGGAAACAGAGCGAUCUAUUCGUAACAAGAUUGGCGACGCCGUAGCCGAAGUCGCUCGACAGUAUACAGAAAAUAAGGAAGACUGGCCUGAGCUCCUUCAGGCUCUUUUCCAGCUUGCUCAAGCUCCCGAACCCGACAAGAGAGAGAACUCGUACCGCAUCUUUGCUACGACCCCCGGUAUUAUUAGCACCAAGCAAGACGAGGCUAUCAUCCAAGUCUUCCAAAAGGGAUUCCGCGAUGACUCUGUCAAGGUUCGCCUUGCGGCUAUGGAUGCUUUUGCUUCGUUCUACGGGCCUCUCAGCACCAAAACCCAAGCCAAGUUCUAUCAACUUAUCCCCGAUGUUCUCAACAUCUUGCCUCCCAUCAAGGAAUCCGGAGACUCUGACGACUUGAGUCAAGCUCUUGUUGCUUUAAUUGACAUCGCUGAAUACGGUGCCAAGAUGUUCCGACCUCUCUUCUCUAACCUCGUCCAGUUCUGCGUUUCGGUUAUCCAGGACAAGAACCUAGAAGAUAUUGCCCGACAGAACGCUCUCGAGCUCAUGGCCACCUUUGCCGACAAAGCUCCUUCUAUGUGCAAGAAGGACGCCUCGUACACCAACGAUAUGAUUACUCAGUGUCUGAGCCUUAUGACUGACAUUGGUGCCGACGACGACGAUGCCAGCGAAUGGCUAGAGUCUGAUGACCUCGAUCAAGACGAAAGCAACCAAAAUCACGUUGCGGGUGAGCAGACUAUGGAUCGCCUGGCCAACAAGUUGACUGGUCAAACCAUUUUGGCACCUACAUUCAACUGGCUACCCCAGAUGAUGCAAUCCACUGAGUGGAGAGAUAGACAUGCUGCUCUCAUGGCCAUCUCGGCCAUUUCCGAGGGCUGUCGUGAUCAGAUGGUCCAAGAACUAAACCAGGUUUUGGACCUUGUUAUCCCUGCUCUGCAGCACUCUCACCCUCGUGUUCGCUGGGCUGGCUGCAAUGCUCUGGGUCAAAUGAGCACUGAUUUUGCACCCAACAUGCAGACGGAAUACUAUGACCGCAUCCUCAAGGCUAUUAUCCCCGUCCUUGAUUCCCCCGAAGCCCGAGUCAAGUCGCACGCUGCUGCUGCGCUCGUCAACUUCUGCGAAGAGGCUGAUAAGGCCAUCCUCGAGCCAUACCUUGACGAUUUGCUUACCCGUCUUUACCACGUCCUGCAGAGCGAUAAGCGCUACGUUCAGGAGCAGGCACUAUCCACCAUCGCUACUAUUGCCGAUGCCGCUGAAGCUGCCUUCUCGAAAUAUUAUGAUACACUGAUGCCUCUCCUGGUCAAUGUUUUGCAAAACCAGAGCGAGAAGGAGUACCGUCUUCUGCGCGCCAAGGCAAUGGAAUGUGCCACUCUCAUUGCCAUUGCUGUUGGUAAGGAACGUCUUGGACAGGAUGCCAUGACUCUUGUCAACCUGCUUGCGAACAUUCAAACUGGAAUCACCGAUGCGGAUGACCCUCAAGCCCAGUAUCUCAUGCACUGCUGGGGUAGAAUGUGCCGCGUUUUGGGCUCCGACUUUGUUCCAUUCCUCGAGAGUGUCAUGCCCCCUCUUCUUGAGGUUGCCAUGGCUAAGGCUGACAUCCAGCUCUUGGAGGAUGAUAGCCAAGCAGAGAGCAUGCAGGAGAAGGAGGGAUGGGAUUUCGUUGAAAUUCGAGGCAAGCUCCUCGGUAUCCGAACUAGCAUUUUGGAAGACAAGAAUAUGGCUAUUGAGCUGCUUGUCGUCUACGCACAGGUUCUUGAGGGUGCCUUCGCUCCUUUUGUUGCUAACAUCAUGGAGAAGAUUGCCCUUCCUGGCUUAGCCUUUUUCCUUCAUGACCCCGUCCGACACAUGUCUGCGAGACUUGUUCCUCAGCUGCUCAACUCUUAUAAGAAGGCGUAUGGUGUUGGCUCGCCAGAGCUCACGGGUCUCUGGAACGCGACUGCUGAAAAGGUGAUUGAGGUUUUGAGCCCCGAGCCUGUUAUUGAGACACUCGCCGAGAUGUACCAGUGCUUCUACGAGUCCGUUGAGGUUGUUGGCAAAAACUGCCUCACUGCGGAGCAAAUGAACAGCAUUAUGGACGCUGUUCAGGGAACCAUCGAGGAUUACAAGGGCCGUGUUGUUGAGCGCGCCCAACUAGCUGCCGGAGCUACUGCCGAGGACCUCGAGGACACCGCCGAAGACACUCUUAUCGAAAUCGAAGAAGACCAGACGUUGCUCGCAGAUAUGAACAAGGCGUUCCAUGCGAUUUUCAAGAGCCACGGAUCUUCCUUCUUGCCCGCUUGGGAGCGCUUGAUGACCACGUAUCAGAGCUUCCUCAGCUCUCAGGAUCCCACCCAACGCCAGUGGGGACUUUGCAUUAUGGAUGAUGUCCUUGAAUACUGUGGUGCGGAUAGCGUGCGAUAUGCGUCCUACAUUUCUCAACCACUGAUUGACGGCUGUCAGAGUGACUCGGCGGCCAUCCGCCAAGCUGCCGCAUACGGUAUUGGUGUCGCUGCUCACCAUGGUGGUGCACCUUGGGCUCAGUUCCUUGGAAACGCCCUCCCUGUCUUGUUGCAAGUUACACAGGUCCCUGACGCAAGAAAUGAAGACAAUGUCUAUGCGACGGAGAAUGCUUGCGCUGCCAUUGCCAAGAUUUUGCACUUUAACAACUCGAGCGUUGGAGAUGCAACCGCUGUCAUUACUCAGUGGCUGAACACUCUUCCCGUCACAAACGACGAAGAGGCUGCACCGUAUGCAUAUGCGUAUCUUGCUGAGCUCAUCGACAAAAGCACUCCAGUUGUCCUGGAACAGGCUAGCAAGAUGUUUGUGCACAUUGCGCAGGCUCUCGCUGCUGAGGCCCUCGUCGGCCAGACUGCGACGCGGGUAGCGACUUCAACGAAGGCCAUGCUGUCCGCCGCCAAUGUUGACCCUGUGCCCUUGCUGCAACAAUUCCCCCAAGCUCAACAAGAAAUCAUCAUGCGUUACUUUAGCUAAACGACUCACAGUAGAGGGAUGUCGAGUCUGUUAACGAGCGCGUUAUACCUUGUGGAUAAAGAGAGUACCACGAACGGAACACGGGCGGCGAACAUGUUGUUUAGCGGGCUGCUCCAUGUUACGAGCGUGAUACAUAUAGCGGGAUAGUCUUUUUUUUUGUUUCUUCACGAAAGAUCUCUGCAAUAAUUGAAUUUUCUAACCUAUAGUUGGCACUUUGAUCCUAAUGUGCGUAGCUGGGCUGCCAAGAGGAAGCAAACAAGCAAUCGCAAGAAAAACCAGCGCCAGUCCACGGCAAUAGCAACACGAGGUGGUGAGGCGACGGUCACACAGUUAGUUAGACAAAACGCCGACUGGAUCCCAUGCUUGGGGGUCGGUUGGGUGGAAAAUAGGGUGAAUAGUAAUCACGUCUCAAGACCGCCGGCCCACGACCUACAGUACAACAGAACAGCAGACCGCACAGGGACAAGCACUGCCUAAGAGUGGGCGGAUAUGUGUGUAGUGCGUGUUGUAACUCGAGGUACGGAUGGUAGCGGGGCGCGCGCGUCAGUCAGCGGGGUGUUCUUCGGCAGGCAACA
Molecule: messenger RNA, 4594 nt
Organism: [Torrubiella] hemipterigena
Lineage: Eukaryota; Fungi; Ascomycota; Sordariomycetes; Hypocreales; Clavicipitaceae
Source: the annotation of a GenBank genome assembly